UAGGGUUCGCUUGUCGUCGCUGGGUGAAUUCAGGAAACAUUUUAUCUGUCCUGCCGUAAAGAUGAAGUGUCUGUUUUCUGUCGGGGGACUCAGUUUUUUCUGUUUUGUGCUGCUCAGCCCGGUUUCUGCGAAGAAUUCAGAAGAUAUCCGCUGUAAAUGCAUCUGUCCACCAUACAGAGAUGUCGAUGGGCAGAUCUACAAACAAAAUGUGUCUCUCAAAGACUGCAACUGCCUCCACGUGGUCGAACCAAUGCCGGUGGAUGGGAAAGAUGUUGAGGCCUACUGUUUGCGCUGCGAGUGUAAAUAUGAAGAGAGGAGCUCGGGGACCAUUAAGGUUACCAUCAUAAUGUACCUGUCCAUUUUGGGCCUGCUGCUGCUCUACAUGGUUUAUCUGACUCUACUGGAACCCAUGUUGAAAAGACGGCUGUUUGGACACUCGCAGCUUAUCCAGAGCGAAGACGAAGUUGGGUCCCGACCCAACAUGCUGAACAAGGUGGAGCACGCUCAGCAGCGCUGGAGGAGGCAGGUCCAGGAGCAGAGGAAGUCUGUGUUUGACCGCCAUGUUGUCCUCAGCUAAAAGGCUCUCGGUCCUGGGUGCAGGAUGGAAGGAAAGAAAACAGGAAAAAGCCUCACUGUGACAAAGUCUUGAGUUUAAACUGUUUUCUCUGGUUUUUUGUUUUUUUUAAUGUUCAACAAUUUUUCGAUGACGAGAUGAAGCCGUUACUGAGAGCUCCUAUAUUGUCUGCAGGCAGCAAAAGAAACUAGAGAAUUUGUUUCUGCACAGACGCUCUAAUGAACUUGAAAGAAAAGCUCAACACUCUUCAGCUAAUAAAUUCACGCCGAUCAGUUGAAACCAGUCCAGUCAUUAACGCUACACUGGUUUUCAGAAACAAAUGUCCAUCGGUGCUGGUUUGGAUCAAAAACAGUAUUUUCACUCCAAAACACAAACACUAUAAAAACUACAGAAAAUGUGUGAAAUAUCAGAGUCGUG
This is a messenger RNA of Nematolebias whitei (Rio pearlfish), 991 nucleotides long. RefSeq names its product TMEM9 domain family, member B (gene tmem9b). Gene Ontology annotation, cellular component: lysosomal membrane. Bases 62 to 577 code for a protein of 171 amino acids. The record is from RefSeq and is a predicted model, not a curated record. The transcript has 5 exons. Lineage: Eukaryota; Metazoa; Chordata; Actinopteri; Cyprinodontiformes; Rivulidae. Gene Ontology annotation, biological process: positive regulation of canonical NF-kappaB signal transduction.